AAUAAAAACAGCAGCGGCGGCAGAGAGCGAUGCGAUAGAGAUAGACAGAGCGAGCGAGGGAUGAUCCGCCCCUUCUCCCCCCUCACCGCCAUGCCGUCCUCCUCCUCCGCCCCUUCCCCUAAGCCAAAGCGAAACCCUAAUCCUAACUCUAAUUCUCCAAACCCUAAUUCCGGCUCCCUUCCGCCGUGCAAGCACUCGCCGGCGGCCACCCUCGACCUCCUCAUACUCCUCCUUGUCCUCUUCUCUUGCGCCUUUCUCAUCAUCUCUUCGCUCGCCCACCUCGUCCGCACCCUCUCCACCGUCCUCCCCCCACUCCUCCGCCCCCUCGCCGCCUCCUUCCACGAUGCCCCCCUCCCCUACCUUGCCGCCAUCAUCGUUCUUCUCCUCAUCGGCGCCACCGUCGCUGCGGCCGAGCUCUCCGGCGCCGCCCGGCCCUGGGAUUGGCCCUUCUGGCCCCGCCGCCGCUGCGGCAAUCCCCGCUGCCGUGGCCUCCGCAAGGCCCUGGAGUUCGACGUCCAGCUCCAGACCGAGGAUGCCCUCCGCUCCCCACCUGACGCCGCCGCAGCCUCCAUGUGGAAGGAGAUCGACGGCCUCCCCUGGAAGGGAGGCCAGCAGGGGAACAACCCCGACUACGAGUGCCUCCGCGCCGAGCUCCGCCGGAUGGCGCCCCCCAACGGCCGAGCUGUGCUGCUCUUCCGCUCGCGAUGCGGGUGCCCUGUCGCCAAGCUUGAGGGUUGGGGCCCCAAGCGGAGCCGCCGCCAGAAAAAGGGCUGCACUGGACCAUUCUUUGUACUAAAACUGCAAAACCUGCUUAUAUUUGUAGCCACUCAUUGCUUGGUUCAAAGGCUACCAAGGGACUCAUGUAUCAUUGAAAAUAUGCAAGUCUUUUGUUUUUCUUGUGGCUUUUGUAAUGUUGGUUGCGCUUUCUGAUUUAAGAAUUUGCAGAACACAUCAACUCUUAAGCAUCUGUUUAUAUGUUGGUAGGUCUGCAAGAUAGAUCUUGACUGUCCCCAAUCAACAAACUCUUUAUGUGAACUCUGUUUUUUUAAUUUAUUUCUGACUCAACUUUUGUCUCAUCAAUCUUAGGAUAUAAUAUGAAUAAUCUAGGUUGUUGCUAGGUAUCAAUUCUUGUAAUAUGAAUAAUCUUGGUUGUAGACUUUAGCAUUCACAUUGCCUUGAUGCAACCUAUGAAGCUUGACGAAGAACAAUUGUUAAUAAUUUAUUAGGAGAAAUCAACUUCUAGAUAAUUUGAUUCAAAGAAGGAUCACCAUUUCGGUCAAUUUUUUACUUUUCUAUUUGGUAAAGUUCUUGAAUGCAUUUUUGGAAUGUGGAAGUUAGGAAAUGAGAUUGCUGAGUCUGUACAUGAUUUCAUGUCUUGGUUGAAACUCUGAAAUCUAAACAAACAAUUUUGAGUAUCUGUUGGAACUGAUUCCGAAUGAAAUCUAAUUUUGAGUUUUAAACAGAACUUAUGAGGCCAAGUAUUA
Elaeis guineensis (African oil palm) is the source of this 1484-nucleotide messenger RNA. RefSeq lists its product as uncharacterized. Lineage: Eukaryota; Viridiplantae; Streptophyta; Magnoliopsida; Arecales; Arecaceae. The record is from RefSeq and is a predicted model, not a curated record.